AUGGCCCCCUCUGCCAUCGUGACCAUGCCCGACUCUGGCACAGACAGCCUGGCCGUCAGGGGCAUCAACAAGCCCACUGCCAAGGCUGGCAUUGAUUCCAAGGCCAUCGACGGUAUGAUGGGCCAGUGGGACUCGUUUACCUUCUCGCCGAUCCGCGAGAGUCAGGUGUCCCGUGCCAUGACCAGCCGGUACUUCUCGGACCUUGACACGUAUGCCGAGUCUGACAUUGUCAUCAUCGGCGCGGGCUCCUGCGGCUUGUCGGCCGCCUACACGCUCGGAAAGAUGCGCCCUGACCUCAAGAUCGCAAUCAUCGAAGCCGGCGUUGCGCCCGGUGGGGGUGCCUGGCUGGGUGGCCAGCUCUUCUCGGCAAUGGUCAUGCGUAAGCCGGCCGAUGCCUUCCUCACUGAGAUCGGCGUCCCCUUUGAGGACGAAGGCAACUUUGUCGUCGUCAAGCACGCUGCCCUGUUCACCUCCACGGUCCUGUCCAAAGUGCUGGAGUUUCCCAACAUCAAGCUCUUCAACGCCACCACCGUCGAGGAUCUCAUCACUCGUCGUGACGUUGCUGGAUCUGCCGAUGUGCGCAUCGCAGGUGUGGUCACCAACUGGACCCUGGUGUCGAUGCACCACGACGACCAGUCCUGCAUGGACCCCAACACCAUCAACGCGCCGCUCAUAAUCAGCACCACUGGACACGACGGCCCCUUCGGCGCCUUCUCUGUCAAGCGACUGGUCAGCAUGAAGCAGCUUGAGCAACUCGGGGGCAUGCGUGGCCUUGACAUGCAGACGGCGGAGGAUGCAAUCGUCAAAGGCACCAGGGAGAUCGUCCCUGGACUUAUCGUGGGAGGGAUGGAGCUCUCUGAAGUUGACGGUGCUAACCGCAUGGGACCUACGUUUGGCGCCAUGGCCCUCAGUGGUGUCAAGGCGGCCGAAGAAGCACUCAAGGUCUUCGAGCUGAGGAAGGCUGAGAGCGCGAAGUAA
This is a messenger RNA of Diaporthe citri, 978 nucleotides long. RefSeq lists its product as uncharacterized. Gene Ontology annotation, biological process: thiamine biosynthetic process. The transcript has 4 exons. The record is from RefSeq and is a predicted model, not a curated record. The coding region runs from base 1 to 978 and encodes 325 amino acids. Lineage: Eukaryota; Fungi; Ascomycota; Sordariomycetes; Diaporthales; Diaporthaceae.